This is a messenger RNA of Hydractinia symbiolongicarpus, 633 nucleotides long. RefSeq names its product putative nuclease HARBI1. The record is from RefSeq and is a predicted model, not a curated record. Lineage: Eukaryota; Metazoa; Cnidaria; Hydrozoa; Anthoathecata; Hydractiniidae. The transcript has a single exon. The coding region runs from base 1 to 633 and encodes 210 amino acids.
AUGAAGGACGAUGAGUUAUUUUUUCGUUACCAUCGAAUGACCCCGGCACGCUUCGGACAUCUUCUAUCUGUUACACUGCGUUUUCUAGCGACUGGAGAGAGUCAACAAUCAUUGUCUCUUUCUUACCGUAUUGGGCGUAAUACUGUAUCAACUAUUGUUACUGAAACAUGCGAGGCCCUAUUCACAUGUCUGCAAGCAGAAUAUUCGAGGGCACCCAGCAUUAUUGAAGAAUGGCAAAGAAUUUCCACACAGUUAGGCAUAUCGCAUUUCCCCCACGUUAUCGGAGCUAUAAAUGGCAAGCAUAUCCGUAUCGAAUGCCCAAAGAAUUCUGGUACUUUAUACUAUAAGUACAAAGGAUUUUAUAGUAUUGUUUUAUUGGCGGUAUGCGACGCAAAUUACUGCUUUACUUUAUUUAAUGUCGGAGCAUAUGGUAGCAAUAACGAUAGUGGCGUAUUAGCUAAUUCAGAAAUGGGGAAUAGAUUCUCAGAUAAAAAUUUUCAUCUCCCCGAAGAUCAAGAUCUUUGUGGGUGCCGCCCAUACAAGCCAUUGCCAUACUUUCAGGUCGCAGAUGAUUUUUUCCCUUUAAAGUCCUGGUUGAUGCGACGCUAUCCUGGAAAUAACAGAAGUGGUUAA